Messenger RNA from Meleagris gallopavo (turkey), 820 nucleotides. NCBI's taxonomy places the organism in Eukaryota, Metazoa, Chordata, Aves, Galliformes, Phasianidae. The record is from RefSeq and is a predicted model, not a curated record.
AGGGCGAGGGAAGGGUUGAUACAUGCUUUUCCCUUUUCCUUUUCCUUUUUCUUCUUUACCUUCUUCUUUCUUUCCCCGAUAUCGUUAUCUGGAAAAGACCUCGUUAGAAUUAAAUCCCCAUCGCCCUGCGCGUGUUCUGCAGAGCGGGACGCGGUGGCUGAGUGCGCACUGGAGCUGCGCAAGAUCGGCGACAAGGCGGACCUACAGCAGAAAGUCCUGAACCUCAUCGCGAAACUUUUCUGCCCCAAGAAACCGCGCCCGCGGUGCUGAAAAAAAAAAAAAGAGGGGAAAUUUCGGCUUUGCAGAUCUGGAACGAGAGAUUUCACUUACACUGGGAGACAGAGAAAGCUCUUUGACUUGUGUUUUGCUACCUGGAGCCACCGAAGGAUGGCUGUCGCUACGUGAUUCCUUUGGGAAGUGUUACAGCAUUAUUAUGCUUUAUGGAUGCCAAGUGGGAAAAAGUGAUGAGCGCAGCCCCUCGUUGCGCUGCAGGGGGAUCGUGGUGCACGUUGGGACUUGUCCUUCUCGGGGCUGGUGAACCCUGUGAGAACCCUGCUUCCCUUGUUGCCUUCACAUCCCACGUCCCACCAGGAGCUGUGGACAGAAGGUUCCGAAGCAGAGAAAGAACUAAGGGUUGUGGAACGUGGGCACAAAUCACGAAGUGAAAGCUGGUGUUGAGGUUCGGACUGCUCUUAUCUUCUACAGCUUGGAUUCUGCUGGACGGGGAAGUGGUGGUGCUGGGGAUAUCUCAUUUGUUCAUUAAAACCACUGCCUUAAUUUAAAGGUUAUUUGUUGUAGCAAGUGGCUUUGGGGAUAAAAA